Molecule: messenger RNA, 1674 nt
Organism: Pestalotiopsis fici W106-1
Lineage: Eukaryota; Fungi; Ascomycota; Sordariomycetes; Amphisphaeriales; Sporocadaceae
Exons: 3
Coding region: 1-1674 (557 amino acids)
Molecular function (GO): catalytic activity
Source: RefSeq, a predicted model, not a curated record
AUGUCCGUCGUUUCUUCAGAAGUGUCAGCGAACAACCCCGUGACAUCAGAAGACGUUGUCUCGUGUGCGGCAAAACUCGGCUUUCAAGUCAAGCCUGAGGAAUUAGAUGCUCACAGAGUUUUGUUGGCCGCGGCCUACGAAACCUUUGAAGAGCUCGCUGCGCUACCCGACUAUGAACCCCCAGCCACUAAGCCUCGCUAUACGCGACAUGGCAUCACCCGCGUGGACCAAGAAGCCAAUGAGUUUGGCAGCGCUUGGUCGUAUCGGUGCACCUUGACACAAGGAGACAAGCAUUCCAGGCAGGACAAGCCGACGGGUCUGCUCAGCGGGAAAAAUAUUGUCGUCAAGGACAAUAUCUGCAUCGCUGGCGUUCCUCAGGUAUAUGGCACCGACGCGAUUAAACCGUGGGUGCCGCAAUGCGAUGCUACCGUGAUAUCGAGAAUCGUGGAAGCCGGCGGCUGCAUCGUCGGCACCGCAACGUGCGAGGCAUUGAGCUGUGCAACCGUUAGCAACACUGCCGCAGCCGGACCCAUAUUCAACCCUUGGGCAAAGGGGCAACAGUAUUCGGCCGGAGGUUCCUCGUCUGGCGUUGGUGCUCUCGUCGGGAACGCGGAUACCGAGGUCAAGCAGAUCCGCGUGGACAUGGGGAUUGGAGGCGAUCAAGGUGGCUCGAUCAGGGUACCGGCGGCAUUUUGCGGUCUUGUCGGCCUCAAGCCGACGCACGGUCUAGUACCGUAUACAGGUGUCGCAGCUUGUGAGCCCAUCAUGGAUCAUGUCGGCCCCAUGUGCAAGACGGUGUGGGAUACUGCGCUGCUGCUAGAGGCUAUUGCAGGCUAUGAUGGUCUCGACGACCGUCAGAUUGGGGCACAAAAGCAUGGCAGUAUCAAGUACUCUUCCAAUCUUCAAGACUGGUACACAUUGUCCUGUAGUCGCUGGCCAUCUAGACCAUUAUCUGGACGGAAGAUUGCAAUUCUCAAGGAGGCCAUUGAUGCACCAUUCGUCAAAGAGGAGAUGAAGGAUGAGCUACGACAAACAGCCCGGAGAUUUGAGCAGCUCGGGGCACAAGUGGAGGAAGUCUCCACGAAAUGGCACGAGACGGGCCGCUCCCUAUGGAUGGCCAUUUGCCGCCAAUCACUAACAAGUAUCGCCGUCGGCAACCCAAUGGGCCGGAGAGGCUACUAUCCAACAGGUUUCCUGGAGAAAUUACUACCUUGGAGCCAAGAGAAAUGGGACCGCCUGCCGGCAGCCAUGCGCAACGAGCUCAUCAACGGGGUGUUUGAACGUGACAAAUACCCUACUCUUUAUGCAAAGUGCAUGAAUCUCUCCCUUCAAUUGAGAGAAGAAUACGAACGUCUUUUUGAGACAUAUGAUGUUCUCCUCCUUCCCACGGUCCCCUUUACAGCGCCGCCUCUUUUCGACAGGGAAAAGGCCGGUGUAUGGGAAGUCAUGUCGUCGACCUUUGGCCAGACGCUCAACACCAUGCAAUUCAAUCUCACUGGCCACCCGGCAAUGAGUGUGCCGACUGGUCUCCGGACCGACAUGUCUGGUGCUUCCAACACUAAACUUCCGGUUGGCGUUCAGCUCGUUGGACCCCUGCACGGUGAGAAUGCUAUACUGGAAUUCGGGUAUGCACUGGAGCAGUCGUAUAAUUGGAAGGGUACACAGGAUACAUAG